Messenger RNA from Torulaspora delbrueckii, 3120 nucleotides. It is a transcript of the gene MET10, whose product is annotated as sulfite reductase subunit alpha. The record is from RefSeq and is a predicted model, not a curated record. The coding region runs from base 1 to 3120 and encodes 1039 amino acids. Gene Ontology annotation, molecular function: sulfite reductase (NADPH) activity; FMN binding; flavin adenine dinucleotide binding. Gene Ontology annotation, cellular component: cytosol. Lineage: Eukaryota; Fungi; Ascomycota; Saccharomycetes; Saccharomycetales; Saccharomycetaceae. The transcript has a single exon.
AUGCCGGUUUCUUACUUGACUAAUCCAUUUGAUGAGCCCACAGAUCCAACAAAAUUACCUACUUAUGGUAGUCCUACUGCUGCGAUUUCGUCUGUUCUGUACAAUAAUUUGAAGACGAUUUUUAGCUACAAGACUUUCUCUGAACCAGAUUUACUGGAUGUCAGUUUGAAAAAAUGGAUCAAGAGAAGUACCAAUGACGUUUACUUCCAAGAAGUGGAUCUUAGAGUAGGUGCAGGUCUGGCACCUUUGGGAUAUUCUCGUAAUUCAUCUGAUGUUACUGGUAUUGUGGCUCCAGGCUAUGCUUUACCAUAUUUUGUUGAUUCUUUCCAACAAGCCAAGGGAAGUGAAAGCUCUUUCUUGUUCAAUGUCGGUUCUUUGAACUAUGACGAAAAGACCGGAGCCAUUGGAAGUGAUUACGUUACACCAUUGGAAGCCGCAGUCAAGUUGGGGUUCCCUGUGGUGACUCCAGUCUCUUCAGAUGAAGCUCAGUCUGUCGCUCUUUUGGCUCUAGCUUUGGCAAAGUUUGGUCAGAAGAAGGGUGCGAUUAACUUGUUUGAUGGUGUCAGCUACGCCAAGUCGAUCUCUGAAAUCAGAGAAAAGCUGCCACAGAAAGAAUCGUUGACCAAAAUAGAGAAAUUGUUGCCUGUAGAUGCCUCCUUCGAAGAUGUCUUGGAUACUUUCAACGAGACAACCGGGUUGAAAUUGCACAACUUUCAUUAUACCGGUGCUGUUGAUGCCGAAACCGUCUUUGUCACUUAUGGUUCUCUUGAGAGCCAGUUAUUCAAUGAUGCCUUGGAAGCUAACGACUCUAAGACAGCUUUAGUCUCCGUUCGUGUACCUCUACCAUUUGACAUGGAAAGAUUUGCUGCCCAGAUUCCAAAGACUGCCAAGAGAGUUGUGGUCAUUGGUCAAUCCCUGGACGGCACUGCUCCUUCUUUGUUGAAGAGACAAGUUUCUGCUGCCUUAUUUUACCACGGCAACUACUCAGUAAACGUCUCUGAAUACAUUUUUCAACCAAACUUCAUCUGGUCGCCAGCUGCAGUUGAGCAAGUUGUUGCCGGUUUCGUGCCAAAUUCCAACUUCAACGAGGAAAAGUCUGAGGCCAAAAGUUUCAUCUACUGGUCUUCUGAUAAGAGUGCCAACAUCGAUUUGUCUUCCCGACUCGUUCAUGCUUUGUCAUUGAUUGACGGUCAAACAGUUUCUUUGAGAACGAAAUUUGAUAACAUCACGAACGCUGGUACUUUCCAGGCUCAGUUUACUGUUGCGCCAGCCUCUAACAGAACCACCGUAUCGAACAUCGACCAAGCAGAUGUCGCAAUCGUAGAAAACAUUGCCCUGUUGGACUCUUUGCAAGUGGCUGCUACUGUCAAGGAACAAGGUACCAUCUUGGUUAUUUCUCAAAAAUCCUUGAAUGACCAAGAUAUGAAAUGUGGUGAAACUUACGUGAAGACCUUAGGUAUCAACGAGUCUUUUUUCAAGGCCGUUGCUGAAAGAAAGAUAAAAGUUGUGAUCAUCGAUGCCGAGACAAUUGGUGACAGAGAAGAGACUAGAGGUCGUACAUUAUCUUUCGUCACUCAGGCUGUAUUCUGGAAAUAUGCCUUUGGCCAUGACGUUGCUGAAAGUGUUCGCCGUAUUUGGAGCUCUGCUGGCCCAGAUAUUGAAUUGCUUGCUGCUGUUUUGUCUGAUACCAUCACAACCGCUUUGGAAAAUGGCGUCAAAGAGGUCCCUGCUGAAGCUUUCAAUGACAUUAUUAAGGACGUGAAAGAGACUGAAAAGAAAGAAGAACCGAUUUUGGAGUUGCCAAUCUUCGUGACAGAGACAUCUUUUGGUCCAAACACAAGUCAAAUUGAAGAAGUUCCAGAAGCUGAAGUCGGUAAAAUUACAGACAUUACAAAGAAGCUGGUUUUCAGCGAAGCUUAUGGCGUGGAUAGAAAAUUGAGACCAGACUUACCUGUCAAGAACUAUGUUGUCAAGGUUAAGGAGAACAGACGUGUUACUCCAUCUGACUACGACAGAUAUAUCUUCCACAUUGAAUUCGACAUUAGUGGAACAGGUAUGACAUACGACAUUGGUGAAGCACUUGGUGUUCAUGCCAGAAACAACGAGGCUCAAGUCAAAAAGUUCUUGGCUACGUAUGGUUUGAACGAGAACGAUAUCGUUUUGGUUCCAAACAAGGAUGACUCCGGUGUUUUGGAAUCAAGAACCGUCUUGCAAGCAUUUGUCGAGAAUUUGGACAUCUUUGGUAAACCACCCAAGAAAUUCUACGAGUCCUUGAUCGAGUUUGCAACUAACGAGGAUGAAAAGAAGAAAUUGGAAGAUCUAGUCUCAGCUACUGGUGCUGUGGAAUUAAAGAGAUUCCAAGACGUCGAGUACUAUAGCUAUGCUGAUGUUUUCGAGCUUUUCCCUUCUGUUAGACCACAAUUGGAAGAUCUCGUUACGAUUAUCGCACCUUUGAAAAGGAGAGAGUACUCUAUCGCUUCUUCUCAGAAGGUUCACAAGAACGAAGUCCAUUUGCUAAUCGUUGUUGUUGACUGGGUGGACAACAAAGGUAGAAAGAGAUUUGGGCAAGCUUCCAAAUACCUAUCCGAUUUGGCCGUUGGCUCGGAGCUCGUUGUUAGCGUGAAGCCUUCUGUCAUGAAACUCCCACCAAAUCCUGAACAACCAGUCAUCAUGAGUGGGUUGGGAACCGGUUUAGCUCCAUUCAAGGCUAUCGUCGAAGAGAAAUUGUGGCAAAAGCAACAAGGGUACGAUAUUGGUCAAGUCUUCUUGUACCUGGGUUCUAGACACAAAAGAGAAGAGUACUUGUAUGGUGAACUAUGGGAGGCGUACAAAGACGCUGGUAUCAUAACCCACAUUGGUGCCGCUUUCUCUAGAGAUCAACCUCAGAAGAUCUACAUUCAAGAUAGAAUCAAGGAAAACCUGAAGGAAUUGAAGGUUGCUAUGAUUGAUCAAGUUGGCUCCUUUUACUUGUGUGGUCCAACAUGGCCCGUCCCUGAUAUUACGCAAGCAUUGCAAGAUAUCUUGGCAGCUGACGCUAAGGAAAGAGGUGUGAAGAUCGACUUGGAUGCCGAGAUCGAAGAGUUGAAGGAAACUUCUAGAUAUAUAUUGGAAGUUUAUUAG